CAUGGUUCAGACAGCUGGGUUCAGGUCUGUGAUCGUCCUGUCGCUGUUGCUGCUCUGCUGUUGCUGUUCGACCACAGCAAAAGAAGGAAAAUCCACAAAGAAGGGAAAGAAAGGCAAGCAAGUCGUCUGUCCAUCCCAACUGUCCCCAGAAGAUUUGGCUCAAGUUCCAGAAAACUCCACCUCCAACAUCUUGAAUCGUCUGAUGGUCAGUUAUGACCCCAGAAUAAGGCCCAACUUUCAAGGUAUUCCAGUUGAGUCCAGAGUCAACAUCUUCAUCAACAGCUUUGGGUCCAUCCAGGAAACUACUAUGGACUACAGAGUGAAUAUAUUUCUUCGUCAGAGAUGGAAUGAUCCUCGUUUACGACUUCCUGCUGAUUUUAAGAGUGACUCUCUAACUAUUGAUCCCAAGAUGUUCCAGUGUUUGUGGAAACCAGACCUUUUCUUUGCUAAUGAGAAAAAUGCAAACUUCCAUGAUGUUACACAGGACAACAUCCUCCUGUUCAUCUUCAGAAAUGGAGACAUCCUGAUCAGCAUGAGGUUGUCGGUGACCCUGUCUUGUCCCUUGGAUCUGACGCUCUUCCCCAUGGACACUCAGCUCUGUAAGAUGCAGUUGGAAAGCUUCGGAUACACCACCAGUGACCUGGUGUUCAUGUGGCAGUCUGACCCUGUUCAGAUGGACGAGAUCGCACUGCCCCAGUUCGACAUCAAACAAGAAGACAUCAAAUAUGGAAACUGCACCAAAUACUACCAAGGAACAGGGUACUACACCUGUGUUGAGGUGAUUUUCACACUGCGUCGACAAGUGGGUUUUUACAUGAUGGGCGUUUACGCUCCCACUCUGCUGAUCGUCGUCCUGUCCUGGUUGUCUUUCUGGAUAAACCCUGAUGCCUCGGCUGCCAGGGUUCCGCUGGGUAUUUUAUCGGUUCUGUCUCUGUCCAGUGAGAGUAUGUCGUUGGCCUCAGAGUUACCCAAGGUUUCCUACGUAAAGGCCAUCGAUAUCUGGCUCAUCGCCUGUCUGCUCUUUGGGUUUUCAUCUCUGGUGGAAUACGCAGUGGUGCAGGUCAUACUGAACAGUCCCAAACUGAUCGAGGAGGAAAAAGCCAAGAUGGUGACCAGAGAGAAAGCACUGAAGGAGCAGGAAGGAAAGAAGGCCUCCAAUAAAAGCAACAACAACACAGUGAACGGAACUGGAGGAACACCUAUACAUGUCAACACUCUGCAGGUGGUUGAAACUCGCUGUAAAAAAGUCUGCACGUCCAAAUCCGACCUGCGCUCCAACGACUUCAGCAUCGUGGGAUCUUUACCGCGGGACUUUGAGCUGUCGAACUUCGACUGUUACGGUAAACCGGUGGAGGUGACGGGGGCCCUGAAGUCCCAGAGCAAAGCCAACAAGAAGCCCCCGCCCCCCAAACCCGUCAUCCCCGCCGCCGCCAAACGCAUCGACCUCUACGCACGCGCUCUGUUCCCCUUCUCCUUCCUGUUCUUUAACGUGGUCUACUGGUCGGUCUACCUGUGACGCCGAGGCCUAGGGGAGUCAAACUCACAACCCCCGGGCUGGGUUUACGUGGACCGGAGUAUCCUGGAUGGUUUUAAGGGUUUGGAAGUAUCCUGUUUCUGGGUUUGCAAACGUACACCUCAUGUUCCCCCACCUUCACAGAUCAGGUGAUGCACUAAUCCUGCUUUAGAAUAAAAAAAAAAUAGGAGAUAGAAGGACAUGAACGUGCACAUAAACCAAC
Molecule: messenger RNA, 1736 nt
Organism: Sphaeramia orbicularis (orbiculate cardinalfish)
Lineage: Eukaryota; Metazoa; Chordata; Actinopteri; Kurtiformes; Apogonidae
Product: glycine receptor subunit beta-like
Exons: 10
Coding region: 2-1516 (504 amino acids)
Biological process (GO): chloride transport; monoatomic ion transmembrane transport
Cellular component (GO): postsynaptic membrane
Molecular function (GO): extracellularly glycine-gated chloride channel activity; transmembrane signaling receptor activity
Source: RefSeq, a predicted model, not a curated record